Paramecium octaurelia is the source of this 1144-nucleotide messenger RNA. Lineage: Eukaryota; Ciliophora; Oligohymenophorea; Peniculida; Parameciidae. The record is from the annotation of a GenBank genome assembly.
AUGGCUUAACUUAAUAAAAGGAAGUAAUCUAAAUCUUUGGAUGAUAGUGAAGUAGCAAUUAUCAAAUUAAGUGAUAGUAUAGGGUGAAGCAGUCUAAGGUAGGUGGGUAAAGGAAGAACAUCAGAGAUUUGUAGAAGCAUUGAGUUUACAUGGAAAGAAUUGGAAGAAAGUAGAAGACUAUGUUGGUACAAGAAGUGGAGCAUAAAUAAGGUACCUUUACAAAUGAUAGCUAUUGAAGGUCUCAUGCUCAGAAAUUUUUCAAUCGUUUGGAGAAAGAAUUUCACAAACAGAUUAAUGGACUGAAGAGUUCUGAGAUUAAAGAAAUCUUUGUGAAUAAGAUGUUUCAUUAAUAUUCUGAAGAAGAAUAAAUGUAAAUAAAAUAGAAGAAUAACUCUAUUAUGGGUAUGCACUUAUAUCUUAUAUAUUUAUUUUUAGAUGUAUCCGAAGAUGAAAUGCUACUAAAUGCAGAGUCUAUGUAAGCCGAGUCUAAUCAAUAAUAACAAUAAAUCAAAGCCCAAUUGGAAUAGGGUAUUUUAGACCUCAAUUUACCUGAAUAGCAAACUCACAAUCCCACUAAGGAAUAAGUCACAAAAUAUUAAUAAUAAUAAUUGAAAAUACAAAAUAAACUCUAAGAUGUAUCAGAUCUCUGUCAAAUACCAGAUGAACUUCUCAAAGAAAUAUGUAAUCUACAUAAGGAAAAGGGAUAGAUCAUGGCUCUCCAAUAGAUUCAAAAUGCUUAUAAGUCUAUUUCAGAAAUUGUUCAAAAUGAUGAAGAAUAAAAUCAACAGCAAUCAAUACAGCAAGAAUAAAAUAACCCUGCCAAUUCUGAUCACAAAAAAAGUGAAGAAUCAAGACCAGGAAAUGAUGAGUCCUUCUUUCAUUUUAUCAUGUAUUCAAUAUCUCAUAAUAACCCAGGGCGAAAAUUUCAAAGUAUUUAAACAACAGAAAAUUGAGUUUAUCUGAUUUAAUCAAUGUACAAAAAUCGGAAAAAGAAAUCUAAAAAGAUUCUAAUCAAUUAAAACCUGAUGCAUUGUAAGAGGCAGAAGGAUAAAGAAGUAGAAAAUAAUCAUUUACUUUUUAUAACGAUUAAGACGAAGAGAAUGAAGUUCGAUAUUUGAAUCUUAAGAAAACUAAAAAAGAUUGA